Molecule: messenger RNA, 2906 nt
Organism: Nicotiana tabacum (common tobacco)
Lineage: Eukaryota; Viridiplantae; Streptophyta; Magnoliopsida; Solanales; Solanaceae
Product: chloride channel protein CLC-e
Biological process (GO): chloride transport; transmembrane transport
Cellular component (GO): chloroplast thylakoid membrane
Molecular function (GO): chloride transmembrane transporter activity
Source: RefSeq, a predicted model, not a curated record
GUUGUACGCUUCAGACAGCUAUGAUUAGCGGCCAAAACACUGUGCUGCACAAUCCUCCUAAUUCGCUCUUCAAUUCCUUAUCUCCUCGCCAUAUCUGUAUAUCUUUCUGUAACGACAAAGCUUUAAAAAAGUCAGUCACGCACUCCGCCCCUCGGUUUGCUCGUCUGUUAAACAAUGAAUCACGGAAGUUGUUGGGUCGUCAUCCAAAUUGCUGGCCUUGGGCUCGACGACCAUCUCUUCCUCCGGGACGUUCCUCUGACGGAAACAUUGAAAAAGAACAAGAUAUGUGCGACAGCAGCAAAGUCGAUAGUGAUAGUGGCAUCCAGAUAGGAUCUCUGCUCGAGGAAGUUAUCCCACAAGGCAAUAAUACCGCUAUAAUCUCGGCUUGCUUUGUUGGCCUCUUCACCGGUAUCAGUGUCGUGCUUUUCAACGCUGCGGUUCAUGAAAUACGUGAUCUUUGUUGGGAUGGAAUUCCAUAUCGAGCUGCCUCAGAGGAGCCCAUUGGAGUACAUUGGCAACGUGUAAUCUUAGUACCAGCUUGUGGCGGUUUGGUAGUCAGCUUUUUGAAUGCCUUCCGAGCCACUCUGGAGGUUUCAACUGAAGAAAGUUGGACAUCAUCUGUUAAAUCUGUAUUGGAACCAGUUUUGAAGACAAUGGCCGCUUGUGUCACAUUAGGAACUGGGAAUUCCUUAGGACCAGAAGGCCCUAGUGUUGAAAUUGGCACAUCUGUUGCCAAGGGAGUUGGAGCUCUGCUUGAUAAAGGUGGUCGUAGAAAGCUGUCACUCAAGGCUGCUGGAUCAGCUGCUGGAAUCGCUUCUGGAUUUAAUGCUGCUGUCGGGGGCUGUUUCUUUGCUGUGGAAUCUGUGUUAUGGCCAUCACCUGCAGAGUCCUCCUUGUCCUUAACAAAUACGACUUCAAUGGUUAUUCUCAGUGCUGUUAUAGCUUCUGUAGUCUCAGAAAUUGGUCUUGGCUCUGAACCUGCAUUUGCGGUCCCAGGAUAUGAUUUUCGUACACCUACUGAGCUGCCGCUUUAUCUUCUGCUGGGCAUCUUUUGUGGCUUAGUUUCAGUGGCAUUAUCAAGUUGUACAUCAUUUAUGCUGCAAAUAGUGGAAAAUAUUCAAACGACCAGCGGCAUGCCAAAAGCAGCUUUUCCUGUCCUGGGUGGUCUUCUGGUUGGGCUGGUAGCUUUAGCAUAUCCUGAAAUCCUUUACCAGGGUUUUGAGAAUGUUAAUAUUUUGCUAGAAUCUCGCCCACUAGUGAAAGGCCUCUCCGCUGAUCUGUUGCUCCAGCUUGUAGCUGUCAAAAUAGUAACAACUUCAUUAUGUCGAGCCUCUGGAUUGGUUGGAGGCUACUAUGCACCAUCUCUAUUCAUCGGUGCUGCUACUGGAACUGCAUAUGGGAAAAUUGUUAGCUACAUUAUCUCUCAUGCUGAUCCAAUCUUUCAUCUUUCCAUCUUGGAAGUUGCAUCCCCACAAGCAUAUGGCCUGGUUGGCAUGGCUGCUACUCUUGCUGGUGUCUGUCAGGUGCCUCUCACUGCGGUUUUGCUUCUCUUUGAACUGACACAGGAUUAUCGGAUAGUUCUGCCCCUCUUGGGAGCUGUGGGGUUGUCUUCUUGGGUUACAUCUGGACAAACAAGGAAAAGUGUAGUGAAGGAUAGAGAAAAACUAAAAGAUGCAAGAGCCCACAUGAUGCAGCGACAAGGAACUUCUUUCUCCAACAUUUCUAGUUUAACUUAUUCUUCAGGUUCACCUUCACAGAAAGAGAGUAACCUCUGCAAACUUGAGAGUUCCCUCUGUCUUUAUGAAUCUGAUGAUGAAGAAAAUGAUUUGGCAAGGACAAUUCUAGUUUCACAGGCAAUGAGAACACGAUAUGUGACAGUUCUAAUGAGCACCUUGCUAAUGGAGACCAUAUCCCUCAUGCUAGCUGAGAAGCAAUCUUGUGCAAUAAUAGUUGAUGAAAAUAAUUUUCUCAUUGGUCUGCUGACACUUGGUGAUAUCCAGAAUUACAGCAAGUUGCCAAGAACAGAGGGCAAUUUCCAGGAGGAGCUUGUAGUAGCUGGAGUUUGCUCUUCAAAGGGCAAUAAGUGCCGGGUAUCAUGCACAGUGACUCCAAAUACAGAUCUCCUUUCUGCUCUAACUCUUAUGGAGAAACAUGAUCUAAGUCAGCUACCUGUUAUACUAGGGGACGUGGAGGAUGAAGGCAUCCAUCCUGUGGGCAUUUUGGACAGAGAAUGCAUCAAUGUAGCUUGCAGAGCAUUAGCAACUAGAGAACAGCUUUGCUAGUUCUCCACGAAGGAAAGGCUUUCUGAAGGCUGCAUAACCUGUCUGCAAUAAGUUCUUCCUUGUUAAAGCAUGUGAGGGUUAUUAUCUCUGAAAAAUUCUCCGUUACCCCGUCGUACAACAGGGUUGGAGGUACCAACUACUUAAUUACUGUCUACUUGCUAGGCCAUGAGGAAUAAUGCAAGUUUCAUUGAACAAGUAAGAUGAACAAUUAGAAUGAUAGUGAUUUAUCCAUUAAUUAGUGUUAUACUGACUUGUACUUCAUAUAAUACGAUAUGCUGUAAAGGUCUUUUUACCUCAGCAAAUCCAAACAACUGUUUCGGUCUUCCUGAGAUUUUGGACUACCAUCUUCAGUUCAAUUUUAAAUGAUGAGAAUGACACUGGCAUAGGCAGAGGAGAUCAUACUACCAGGAAGCUGGAUUCACAGCUAAAGCUGAAGGUUGUCCAAGCUGCUUCUCAAAUUAGGGACUGGACGACCACACUUCCUAACUAAACUAACUCGUUACCAAUUCCAAAGAUUGACUUCCGUACUAAGGAACUUGAACAAGAUUGAGUUACAUGCCUUCUGUCAAAACUAAAUUUUACUCUUUUGGCUUUGCCUGAAUUAUAUUUCUUCUUGCUACUUCA